AUGACCACUCCAAGCGCUAUUGUUGUGGGAGCUGGUGCCGGCGGCAUAGCCACAGCUGCUCGAUUAAGCAAGGCCGGAUACAAAGUCACCGUUGUCGAAAAGAAUGGCUUUGUUGGCGGUAGAUGUUCCCUCAUUCAUCAUGAAGACUACAGAUUCGACCAAGGUCCAUCCCUCUUGCUCAUGCCAGAGGUCUUUCACCAGACCUUCAGCGAUCUAGGCACAUCUGCAGAAGAUGAGAAAGUACGAUUUCUGAAAUGCGAACCUAAUUAUCGCAUCUGGUUCUCGGACCAUGAUCAUUUUGAAUUGUCGACUGAUCUUUGCAAAAUGAAACCUCAAAUAGAGCGGUACGAGGGCCAAGAUGGCCUGCAAAAUUUGUUGCGAUUCAUGAGAGAGUCCGGUCAGCAUUAUGACCUCUCCAUGAAGCAUGUUUUAUCCAAAGACUUUCCCAACCUGCUGGCUAUGCUGCGCCCGAAACUACUUGUGUCUUUGAUGGCCUUGCAUCCAUUCGAGAGCAUGUGGAGUCGUAUAGAGCGACAUUUCAAGUCGGACAAGCUUCGGCGCGCCUUCACUUUUGCUAGCAUGUAUCUUGGUAUGAACCCUUUUGAAGCUCCUGGGACAUAUUCUCUGCUGCAAUAUACCGAGCUAGCGCAUGGAAUUCUGUAUCCUGAAGGUGGAUUCGUGAAGGUCCUUGAAGCGGUGGCCAAUGUCGGCAAGCGGCUGGGCGUUGAGUAUCGCUUAAACACCGAAGUCGCAUCAAUCAUCUACUCCCCGGACAGCGAAGCUAAGGGUAUACGACUGAAGUCAGGCGAAGAGCUCUUCUCCGAUGUCGUCGUCAUCAACGCGGAUCUAGUCUACGCGUACAAUAACCUGCUGCCUCCCAGUGCUUACUCUCGAAGCUUGACCAAACGUCCGGCGUCUUGCAGUAGCAUCUCAUUCUUCUGGUCGUUCGACAGAAUCAUCCCGGAGCUGCACGUACACAAUGUCUUCCUAGCGGAAGAAUACAAGGAGAGCUUUGACGCCAUAUUCCACCGCCACCAACUCCCCAAUGAGCCAUCGUUUUACGUCAACGUCCCAAGCCGCAUCGAUCCCACUGCAGCUCCCAAAGGAAAAGACGCAGUGGUUGUGUUAGUACCGGUCGGGCACCUGGUGGACGACCCUUCUAAUCCCCAAGACUGGGACUAUUUAAUAAAGCAUGCUCGUGAUGUCGUUUUCAAGACUAUCGAAUCUCGAACAGGGGCCUCAGGAUUACGCGACAGCUUAAUCCAUGAGUCAAUCGAGACACCCACCAGCUGGAAAGCGAAAUUCAACUUGGAUCGCGGCGCGAUUCUCGGACUUUCACAUUCGUUCUUCAACGUUCUGAGCUUCAGACCCAAGAUUAGGCACCCUGAUAUUCAGGGACUGUACUUUGUGGGCGCAAGUACACAUCCCGGGGCUGGAGUUCCUGUUGCGCUUUCUAGUGCAAAGAUUGUGAGCGAGGGCAUAAUAGCGGACAUGUCUCGGAGAGGAAAGGGAAUCGUAUCCAAUCUCUUGAUGGGGCUUUGUUUUUUGUUCCCGAUCUUGGCCAUGUUGUUUUACUAUAAAGUCCCGCAAUAA
Penicillium maclennaniae is the source of this 1593-nucleotide messenger RNA. Its product is annotated as phytoene desaturase family protein. Bases 1 to 1593 code for a protein of 530 amino acids. The transcript has 4 exons. Gene Ontology annotation, molecular function: oxidoreductase activity. The record is from RefSeq and is a predicted model, not a curated record. Lineage: Eukaryota; Fungi; Ascomycota; Eurotiomycetes; Eurotiales; Aspergillaceae. Gene Ontology annotation, biological process: carotenoid biosynthetic process.